AUAAUUUUUCAAAAGACUGCACCGACGGCGCCUGCGAAAAGUCGCUGUAUUCAAACCAAAUUUAACGUUCGACAUUCCCCAACACAAAUCACAACGAACUGCGACUUGCUUUGCCAUAAACAAGUGAAAUUGCCAAAAAUAAAUUCGAAACGUCUGCCGGCGAAAAUCAGCUGUAGCUCGGUGCCUGUGUGCGUGUGUUUGUGCGGGUGUUCGCCGUGUGUGUGCGAGUGUUCGAGGGAGAAAUAUUUCGGCUGUGUGCGUGCGUGUGAGCUUCCAAUCAGAAAGGCAGGAUAUUCCCACAACAUCUGUAGAAUACAUUGAAAAAAAACUAGAGCUGAAAAAAUGGAUGUGAACUUUGCCGAGCUGAAAAAGGAGGCGGCCGCCACCAACGAGGACAUUUUCCAGCGGGCGCAGAAGGCCUACGAGGACUCAGGACUCGGCGGCGAUGCUGGCAACGUAAGCGGUGGCGCCCAGGACGACAAUGCCCAUACGGAGCACUAUUUCGCCAACGAGCAGAAGAACCUGGACUUUGGCGAUCCGCAGGCCUUCGUGCAGCGCCUGUCCUCCACCGCCAAGGAAGCCCAGAGGGAACUGGAUGCCAAGUUCUCCCAGAAGGCGGAUGACUUUGAGGACUUCCUUCGCGAUGCCGGCAAGGAGGUGAAGCAGGGCAUCAGUGGACUCACCACCGACUUCAUGAACGCCGAACGGGGCUUCGCCGCUCCUCUGGCGCCCUUCUCAGAGGCUCCAGCUCCAGUGGCUCCUGCUCCAGUGGCUCCUGCCCCAGUGGCUCCAGCUGUUUCCGCUCCAGCUGCGGCAGCUCCUGUGGUCCCAGCUCCUGCUCCCGUUGAGGAGGAUCUCCUGGGCAGCUUCAGCGACCAGCCAACGGCUCCACUUCAGGCCUUCCAGCCCACGGCACCGUCCAAGGCCAAUUUCUACGACGAUGAGGAGGACGACUUCCUGGCCAAGCCAACACCGCCUGCUGCUGCAGCACCAGCACCAGUACCGGCACCAACUCCAGUGACCAAAGCCGACCAGGAUUCGGACACCGAAUCGCCGUCCGUUUCGUACACUCCGUCGCCGGCCAAGAAACCCAUUGUGGAUGCCCUCAAGGAGCAGGACAACGAGAAGUUCAUCUCCUCGGAGGAUCUGCUCAGCGAUUUCAAGGAGGAGCCACGCACAGCACCAGCACCAGUCGUGCCCGCACCCGUCGCCGCUCCAGUGGCCAAACCCCCAGUGGUUCCAGUGGCUGUGCCCGUGACAACCGCUUUGGUAACCGAUCUGGAUGACGAGGAGGAGGAGGAGAGGGUGGAGGUGAUCAAGCCCAAGGCACCCGAACCGAAACCGGAGCCGCCCAAGCCCAAGGAGGAGCCGCCCAAGCCGAAGGUUGCCCCGGUGACAACCCAACAAUCUUCGUCGUCGCCGCCGCAGCCAAAGAUUGUGUCCGUGGAGGAGAUCUUCUACAAGUACGGAUUGGAUGCCUGGUUCAAGCCCGAACGUUUGCACCCGCAAGUGGAGUCGCUUAUCUACUGGCGUGAUGUGAAGAAAUCCGGCAUUGUUUUCGGCGCCGGCCUGAUCACAUUGGUGGCCAUCUCCAGCUUCUCGGUGAUCAGCGUGUUCGCCUACUUGUCGCUCCUGACUCUUUUCGGCACCGUGGCCUUCAGAAUCUACAAAUCGGUCACACAGGCCGUGCAAAAGACAAACGAGGGACAUCCCUUCAAGGAAUACCUGGAGCUGGAUCUGACGCUGUCGCAGGACAAGGUGCAGAACAUUGCUGGCGUGGCUGUGGCACAUAUCAAUGGAUUCACCUCCGAGCUGAGGCGUCUGUUUCUCGUUGAGGACAUCAUCGAUUCGAUCAAGUUCGGCGUCAUUCUGUGGGUCUUCACCUACGUUGGUGCCUGGUUCAACGGCAUGACUCUGGUCAUCUUGGCCUUUGUCUCGCUGUUUACCUUGCCCAAGGUCUACGAGAACAACAAGCAAUCGAUCGACACCUACUUGGAUCUCGUGCGCAGCAAAUUGACAGAAAUCACCGACAAGAUCCGAGUGGCCAUCCCCAUCGGCAACAAGAAGCCAGUGGCCGCCACUGAGUCUGACAAGGACAAGUAAACCGCACUAGCAACAGAAACAACCACAAUAAAACAUGUUUAUUUAUUUAUUAAGCAUUAUUUGAAUGGUUUUAAUAUUCAUCCAGGCAUUAAAUAAAUAACAAGUCUAGCAGCAAUGUUUA
Messenger RNA from Drosophila ficusphila, 2224 nucleotides. RefSeq names its product reticulon-1-A (gene Rtnl1). NCBI's taxonomy places the organism in Eukaryota, Metazoa, Arthropoda, Insecta, Diptera, Drosophilidae. The record is from RefSeq and is a predicted model, not a curated record. The transcript is spliced from 6 exons. The coding region runs from base 343 to 2103 and encodes 586 amino acids.